Bombina bombina (fire-bellied toad) is the source of this 2181-nucleotide messenger RNA. Its product is annotated as transcription factor E2F1. NCBI's taxonomy places the organism in Eukaryota, Metazoa, Chordata, Amphibia, Anura, Bombinatoridae. Gene Ontology annotation, biological process: G1/S transition of mitotic cell cycle; regulation of transcription by RNA polymerase II. Gene Ontology annotation, molecular function: DNA-binding transcription factor activity, RNA polymerase II-specific; protein dimerization activity; RNA polymerase II cis-regulatory region sequence-specific DNA binding. The transcript is spliced from 5 exons. The record is from RefSeq and is a predicted model, not a curated record. Gene Ontology annotation, cellular component: Rb-E2F complex. The coding region runs from base 1 to 858 and encodes 285 amino acids.
AUGGACAGCUUUUGCUGUGCUCUUUGCCAUUUCCUGUUGGGGAAGAGAAUAUUCCCACAAGUAAGGAUGACGCCGUGGACCAGAGACACCGUUGGAGAAAGAAAUUUAUCAGCUGUAAAGUCUCCGGGGGAAAGAUCACGAUAUGAAACAUCCUUGAACCUCACAACCAAACGUUUCCUGGAACUUCUAAGCAAGUCUGCUGACGGUGUGGUAGAUUUAAACUGGGCUGCUCAGGAGCUGAAUGUGCAGAAAAGGAGGAUCUAUGAUAUCACUAAUGUAUUGGAGGGGAUCCACUUAAUAACCAAAAAAUCAAAGAACCACAUUCAAUGGCUGGGGAACCGUUCUGUUGCAGAGUCGAGCAGUAGGUACCAACUGCUUGCAAAAGAUUGCCAGGAACUUGUCGCCAAUGAGCAACGUUUAGAUGAGCUUCUACAUAUGUGCACCACUCAGCUGAAACUGCUCACGGAAGAGGCUGAGAACCAGCAUUUAGGCUAUGUGACCUGUCAAGAUUUGCGUAGCAUUGCCGAUCCAUCAGAACGGAUGUUAAUGGUCAUAAAGGCUCCCCCCGAAACACAGAUGCAAGUCUCUGAUCCCUCUGAGGGUCUGCAGAUUUCUCUGAAAAGCACUCGUGGACCUAUUGAUGUGUUUCUCUGUCCAGAUGAUAGCUCUGGAGUUUGCAGCCCAGUCAAAAGCCCCCACAAAGUUCCUCAUUAUGAUCAGGCUCCUAUUGCCCAAGAUCAUGCAGGAUCACCUAGUCUGAAUGCUGCUCAGACUGUCUGCUCAGGACUACUUUCUUGUGAACAAGGUAAGGUCGGCAAUCACACUAAGGAUUAUACUGCACAGUUUUUGUAUGUAUAACAAAUUAGACAAUAUAUUCACGAUUCAUUAUUAUUUAGGUAAACAAAUUCCAAAUACACAAGAGAAAAUUACUAUCAGGAGUAAUUGAGUAGCGCUAGUCUAGCCAGAUAUAAUGUACAAAAAAUAUAUGUAUAUAAAAUAUACAAUAAUAAAAAAAAAAAAAAAAUCAACCUCAGAGUAUAAGAAAUCAAAAAUAUAUAAAUAUUGUGGACAAUAAUAAGUAUUGUUCUUAAUGCUGUUCUUGGUUCUGCUGCUCAAAAUACUGUAGUAUAAUUGCAUGGAAGUAUCACAUAAAAUAAAAAUACAUGUAAUAAAAAAUACAGAUACUUAUAUUGUUCAUAUGAAGUUCAUGAUGAAUAAAUAUUUUCUGAAACGCUGGAAACUCCCAAUACGUUAAAUCCUGCUGCUUCUCUUAAAGGGACACUGAACCCAAAUUUUUUCCUUCAUGAUCCAGAUAGAGCAUGCUAUUUUAAGCAACUUUCUAAUUUACUUCUAUUAUUUUUUCUUCGUUCUCUUGCUAUCUUUAUUUGAAAAAGACAUCUCGGCUAAGGAGCCAGCAAUUUUUUGGUUCAGAACCAUGGACAGCACUUUUUUAUGGGUGCUGUCCAAUCAGCAAGGACAAUCCAGGUUGUUAACCAAAAUUGGGCCGGCAUCUAAACUUGCAUUCUUGCUUUUCAAACAAUCAUACCAAGAGAAUGAAGAAAAUUUGAUAAUAGGAGUAAAUUAGAAAGUUGCUUAAAAUUGCAUGCUCUAUCUGAAUCACAAAAGAAAAAUUUUGGGUUCAGUGUCCCUUUAAAUGGGUAUAUCCAGAAACCCAAACACAGUAUAGCCUAAAAAAGGAGAGAAGCGCAGGACACGAUUCAAGUGUAGAGCCAAACUUUAAUGAAAAUUACACAGGCAACAAUUGUACUCGCAAGAUAGCGAACAAUAAUAAGCACAUCAAAUAUAGUGUAUCCUCCUUAGUUCCGUUAGUUCAUAGUGGGCCAAACUUUUGAAAGCUUGUGAAAUCUGUUGCAGUGUGGGGCGUCUUUUUUUCCUGGUGUGUAAAAGCCACUAUUGCCGCCAACAUUACAAGCCUCAGGAUCCGAUUACUACGUCAGGAUGACACACACCCCCACCCACCCUCGGCUCUAAACCAAUAGGAAAUCCUCAAACAAGGUGCACUCAAAUACAGCUGUGGUCUGAGACAUAAAGCAAUUUCUACCUCCCUUUCUUUCCUAAAAAAUAAUCUGGCAGCGGAAAAAUCCGAAUGCCUCAGAUCGCAGAUAUAUUCAGCAUUCUUUUACCUACCGAAUGCCGAAUAUAUGCACACGUCUAGAAUAA